CUAAAGUAGAAAAGACAUUUGACUCCGCAAAGAUCACAGUGGACUUGACACACUGACCGCCGUUUUCUAUCACUGCCGGAAAAGAAAAAAAAACCCAAAUUCCGGCGAAAUGAAGAACCCGAAGGAGGAGAUCAGUUGUCUCCCAUGUGGGUAUUUCAGCCGCGGCGCGAAAGUCGAGGUGCGCGACGUACAAGGUGCAUGGUUUCCUGCUCAUGUCCUGGACCCAAAUCCAAACCCGUCCCCAUUCUCGCUUCGGAAUCGGAAGCAGAAGUUGCUGGUGGUAGAGUAUGAAACUCUCGUCUCCGACGACGACCCUUUGAAGCCGCUGACGGAGGAAAUCGAGGUGGGUUUGCUCCGGCCUUCGCCGCCUGCGGAGGAGGAGGAGGGGUUUGAGGUAAACGACGUCGUUGACGCGUUUAAUUUGGACGCGUGGUGGCCCGGGGUGGUGAUGAGUGUUGUGGGGGACAAGUACACGGUGGGGUUUAAGAGCCCGCCGGAUUUGCUGGAGCUUGGGAGCGGCGAGCUGCGGCGGCAUUGGGAUUGGCGCGGCGGCGAGUGGACUCGCGCCGGGAAGGAGAUGAUGAUGCAAUUGGAUUUCAGCCCUGGGGAAGAUGUUGAAGUGAACCUACACAGAGAACGUGUAUGGUAUGCUUGGAUACCGGCAAUUUAUGUUGGUCCAUUAGGGGGCAAUUCUUUCCUGGUUCGUUAUAAGGGUGCGAAUAAUGGUGAUGAAAAUGGUUUUGUUAAAGCUGUAUCGGACUAUCAGAUUCGACCUCUCCCUCCGCAGCAAGAGGAAAGAGCUUUUGAAUUGUUGGGAAUGGUGGAUGCAUACCAAGAUAUGUGUUGGUGGGUUGGAGACAUUACAAAAGUUCUUACAGAGGAAAGGUAUGUUGUCACAUUAAGAUUCACAAAGCAGGAGAAGCAAUUCAGAUCGUCAGACCUGAGGCACCACUCAGAAUGGAUUGGUAGCAAAUGGGUGUCUGACCCUAAGGCACUUGAAAAUUCUAUUGUCAAUGAAGAACGAUUAAGAUAUACAAGAAGCAAUUACAGAAACUCCGAAGAAAAAACACCUUGUCAUACUAAGUCUCAAAUGAAGCAGUCGACUUGUCUUGUGAAUAAAUCACCUUACGGAAAUACGAAUAAGAAACUCAAAUUAUCUGAGCUUUCUAAUGAUGGCGCAACAUUUUCAAGUCCAACUCCUUCAAAGAAGUUAAAAGGGGAACGCUCAGAGGACUCCAUAUCUCUGUUAGCAUUAUUUGGCAGGGAAAAAUCAAUUAAAACAUCCAACAGAAAAGGGCCUUUUGAAGAUGGAGAGAAGUCUGAGCAACAACAUGUCGGGCAACUGGAUGGUGAAGUAACCACUCCCGUAAAAAGAAGGGGUGGACGACGAAAAUCACAAGCUGAUAGCCCAUCCCCUGGUGUUAGACAGGGUUCAAAGGCUAGACGACCAAAAUUGCAUGUUUCAGUCAAGAAGAGCAGUGGAAUUGACAAAGUAUAUGAACAAAAUCUUGAAGAUGAGCAUGUAAUUAACGGAAUUGAAUCUUCUGGGAUCAGUUCGGAGAAUGAAGUAAUGGGGGGAUCAAAGGCUAGAAGCUCAUGUCUGCUCCCUAUGGAGGAUAACCAACAACAUAAUGAAGAUGGAACAAGCAGUGGAAUAAAACUGAAGAGAAAACUGCCUAUGUUGGUUGUUGAACACUCAAAAGAUCCAACAACAGGUUCUGGAGAUUCGGUGAGAGAUGGCCGAGCUGUAGCUUCUGUAGAGAAAGUUAAGCUGGCUGUGUCUGGAAUUCCUGCAAAGGAACCUGAUCAUGAUCAAUCUUUAUUUAUAAAGGAAGGGAAUUCUGUAAAAACCGUGGAGGGAUCAAUAAGUGGAAGAAAAAUUGAAACUGGAGUCAAAGGUGAUGUGGAGCAAGAAGACAGUCCAAAUUUGCCUUUUGUGAAAAGUAUCCCACUAUGGGAAAAUAUUGAAUCCAUGGAAGUAUUCAAAAGAUUUCCACAGAAGCCGCAUUUUCAUCCUGUACUGAAAACUAAAGAGGUGUUUCGUGAGGGAUCGGCUUUCGGAAAAAUGUUAGCCUUUAGCUCUUUGGUAGACCGGACCUCCAAGAUACGGAUUGGUGAUCCUAGAAACGUCAUUGAUAGCAACUUGGAAGCGACAGUUGAAUUGGAACUGCACGGCUUUGAUGUUGAUGCCAUAAAGUGUCGUCUGACUGGGUUGCUAGACCUGAAAGCCAAGCUGGAGGAGCUUCAAAACCAGUCCAAAGUUGUUGAAACCAAGAUCACGGCGUGUAGACAAAACACAAUCAAGGACACUGAAACUAUCAGUAGAAUUGACAAGGAGAUCAAGGACUUAGAAGCAAACAUCAAGGGCUUGAAGAAAAAACGGGCCAUGGUUGUGUCAAUGUGUUCGGCCAAAGAUUCCGAGCUUAGCAAGUUGCAGUCAGAAGCAAAAGUUAUCAGUGAAGGCAUUCAGAGCAUCCAACAUGGUUUCGACAUACUAGCUGCUGCUCCAUUAUGAUUGCACAGAUUGGCUGCUGUAAUAAGAAUCAGAAGUAAUCAGUGAGUCUCUUUAAGUGGGAACUCUUUGCUAAUUCUUGUUUGGAGCAAGAUUGUCCAUGGAGACUAAUUUAUAUGCAAUGCCUUUUUAAUUUUUUUUGAAUAAAACAAUGCCUUUUUAAUUUGACUGA
Rosa rugosa (rugosa rose) is the source of this 2684-nucleotide messenger RNA. Its product is annotated as DUF724 domain-containing protein 3-like. The coding region runs from base 110 to 2515 and encodes 801 amino acids. NCBI's taxonomy places the organism in Eukaryota, Viridiplantae, Streptophyta, Magnoliopsida, Rosales, Rosaceae. The record is from RefSeq and is a predicted model, not a curated record. The transcript has 8 exons.